Messenger RNA from Diospyros lotus (date-plum), 1474 nucleotides. RefSeq names its product E3 ubiquitin-protein ligase ATL4-like. Bases 66 to 1076 code for a protein of 336 amino acids. The record is from RefSeq and is a predicted model, not a curated record. The transcript has a single exon. Lineage: Eukaryota; Viridiplantae; Streptophyta; Magnoliopsida; Ericales; Ebenaceae.
CCCUCUCUCUCUCUCUCUCUCUCUCAAAAGUCAGAAGAAGAAGAAGAAGAAAUUGAUAUACAGCGAUGCCACGCGUAUUGGCUUCUUCUGACGCACCACCGCCGCUUCUGACCGCCGUCGGAGGCACCUCGACCUUUACAACACCUACGCUGCCUCAGCUCCGCCAGGACGGAGGCAAGGAGCCCUCCUCCUCUGCCUCCUCCUCCAUAGUCAUAGUGAUUAUCAUUGUCGCCUCCGCCAUCAUCGUUUCGGCCUCUAUUUACUUCCUCCUCCGCUAUUUCAGUCGCCACUGCCACCGCUCUCUCCGCUCGGUCUCCGUCACGGAAGAUGUCGUGCCCUCGCGUCGUGAUCCUUGUCUGUACGACCGGCGAGCGUCGCCGUCCGACGACUUGAUAAAUUCUCUUCCUCUAUUCACUUUUGGUUCCGUCACCGGGAAUAUAACCGGCGGUGACUGCCCGGUCUGUUUAUCCAAGUUCGAGAAGAACGAUCGGCUGCGGUUAUUGCCUCUGUGUUGCCACGCCUUCCAUAUGCAGUGCAUUGACGCGUGGCUGUCGUCUAAUCAGACCUGUCCACUGUGCCGGUCUACGGUACAUCCGACGGAGGCCGAUGUAAUGAACAAAAUCCUCUCAUCUACUGAUCAUGAGCGUGGGAAUAGUUUCCGGAUAGAAAUUGGAAGUGUGAGCCGCCGGAGAGAGGGAUCGGAUUCCGGUGACGGUCGGAGGUCGUAUUCCAUUGGCUCGUUUGAGUACAUUGUCGACGACGGCUACGAAUUGUCCGUGGGGUCAACACACCGGCGAGGUCCGUCCGACUGUACUUCUGUUGAUAAGGAGUCUACCGGUGUGCCGGAACCGCCGGGAGAGAAUUUAGCAGCCGAAGUCGGCGGACGGAGCUGGUUGAGAGAGUACGUGGAUCGAUUCGCGUCAAUUUCCUCUCGCACUGUUUCAUUUCGCAGCUCCGGCAGGUUUUUCACUGGCAGCAGUCGUCGCAGUGACUCUAUAGUCGCCGUAGACGACUGCGAGACCAAUCGGAUUGGAGAAGAGAUUAGCGAGUUGUUUCGGUGGUUCUCAGGGGUAUGACUUGUAAAUUCCGUUCCACUGUAGUGUCAAUUCAGAUCUUCGUAGUUAAUUCCAUCUUUUGCCGCAUCCACUCCAUCGUUAGGAGUGGAUGUAGCAAAAAAUGGAAUGAUUCGGUUUUCUUAUUUCCAUUCAAUCAUAUACAGAUUCUAUAUGUAUGGGCGCUGAAGUGAUUUAAAUCUUUGUUGAUGAUUUUGUGUGCCUUUAUUGAUUUGCAAGGAUGGAAACGACGAAGUAAAUCCCAAUUCCAUUAGGUUGCAGUUUCUUAAAAUCAAUUUCAUCUUUAUAUUUGUACAAAACAAAUGGAAGAUUUUUCCAUUUUUAUUCCAUCAUAUAUUUGUUAAUGAUUUUCGUGUGGGCUAUGCGAGUUUAAGCCUUUUAUCUAGGCAUAUCUUUGUUAA